AUGGCGUGUAUUCAACGUGAUAUGGUCGUAAGCGAAAUCAUCGCCACUCUAUGUCGGUGACAUUUUCGCAAACAAUGUCUCAAUGGCCAGUGUGUGUUGGCCGAUAUUGUCGGGAGAGUAGAGAUUCGCGGUCCCUCGGACAUGUCGGCUGCCCACAAAACAUUAGUCGAUACGAGCGCUGUUAUUUUUUUGGUUUAAUUACCCAAGUUUUUGAGGUACGAAACUGGGAAUGACCUAAUGCAAAUUAGCGUCUUGUUUAAUUUUUGGAUCGUCUCCUUUAGGGGAGACAAAAGAACUAACAGAAGUAAAAUUGGAUAAUAAUUGAUGAACUUAUGGCCUCAAUCGCAACUUCAUUGUAAGAAAUAUUUAAAUAAUUGCAGAUUCAAACACGUAUUUUCCAGGGUGCGCUAUACAAAGAUUUUGCUGAUAUUCAUAACAAUACCAUUGAAGUUCAAGGAUGUUUGGAUAACGUCAACUCGCUUGAGAUUAUUGUUGAAAUCGCCGGACGAUCCAGCAUAAAUUAUCCAGUGAUGUCUAGAGUGAGCCCAUCUUGCGAACUGAGAAAAGUGAUAUCUGCAGGGAAUUCAAGAUAAUGUCUACAUGCACAAUGUGACUCUGGAAAACUGGCAGAGUUGUCAAGUUCCUAUCGAGACGUAUGAGAUCAGUAUGGUCAAGAACUAUGAAAAGAUUCAGAAACAAGUGUUGCACAAAAUGAACACCCAGGUUUUUUGAAUCAAUUUCUUGUUACCCCGAGUAACUUCAGCAGUCCGACUCCAACUCAGCGGCCGUCAACCAACCAGCUGUUUUCAUCGGGAACUUGCACAUCAAAACCGCUCCAGCUGAUACUUUUCUCGAUGUGAGAGGAUGGGGAAAAGGAGUUGUGACUAUCAACCAGUACAACAUCGGAAGAUACUGGUCCACAGUCGGGCCUCAGGUAAGGCGUUUUAUCAGAAAAACGCCAAACACUCGUUUUUCAGCAAACCCUUUACAUUCCGUCCGAGUUCCUUCACAAAGGCACCAAUCUGAUAAUGUUCUACGAGUUCGAGGGCGCUACGACUGCAUGCACGGCAGCUUCUUGCACCGCAAAGUUCACUAACAUUCCGAUUUUCGACUACUGA
Messenger RNA from Caenorhabditis sp. 36 PRJEB53466, 1118 nucleotides. Lineage: Eukaryota; Metazoa; Nematoda; Chromadorea; Rhabditida; Rhabditidae. The record is from the annotation of a GenBank genome assembly.